UUUAAAAACGUUGAAAUAUCAAAGUACUGGUUCAGUUCUUGGUUACAGUUCACCUAAAAUAGUGAGUUUUACAUUCGUUGCGUGUAACAAAGGCAUCCAACACAGGCCCACGCUUUCGCAUUUCAGCAAGCAAUGAAGAUAUACCUGGUGCUCUUCUUAACGGUAUUUACGGUAACUGCUACAGCAGCCAGCAGUCUCGCACGGUUUCCCUUGAGUGUUUUCCUUGAUACUGAACUAAUAAGAACUAAACGUGAUGGACGCAUCAUCGGUGGAGCCGAUGCGAAAGAAGGAGAAUUCCCCUGGAUGGUUUCGUUGCAGAGAAAUGGCUUUUUCGGGCGUUCUCAUUUUUGUGCCGGUUCGAUAGCAGAUGCGAGCAGUAUCAUCACUGCGGCUCAUUGUUUAGAAGAGCUUCAUCCAAUUGGAGUUUGGGCGGUUGCUGGCGAACACAGGUUAGAUCUCGUUAGUGGUUAUGAACAAGAGCUGAGAGCAGUCCAAUUUGUUCUUCACGAAGAAUAUGACCCAGAUUACCUGAGGAAUGAUAUUGGAAUAAUUCGAUUAAAUGGAGCCUUCGUAUUCAACUCUUACUUGAAACAAGUUAAACUUCCUAGAUCCGGCUACUUUACUCAUCCAGACACGGCCGUUACGGUCGCAGGUUGGGGAACCACAAAAGAAGGAGGGAAUUUAUCUAAUGUGCUACUAAAAACGACAGUUCCUGUGGUAUCCGACGAAGACUGCCGCUUAAUUUAUGGUGCAGGGCUAAUUGUUGAUUCCAUGCUAUGCGCUGGAUAUACAUCCGGAGGCUAUGAUUCGUGUCAGGGAGAUUCUGGUGGACAGCUCAUGUUGGGUGACAAAACUCUUGUUGGUAUUGUGUCUUGGGGUAAAGGCUGUGGUCAACCUGAUUAUCCCGGUGUUUACACCGAAGUUUCGGCUUAUAUCGGAUGGAUUAAUAUGAAAUUAUCAACGGCGGAAGCUUCCACAACAACACAAACAUCUCGUAAUUGAAUAAUUAAUAAAAUGUGGCUAAAUUUUAAA
Molecule: messenger RNA, 1032 nt
Organism: Daphnia pulex (common water flea)
Lineage: Eukaryota; Metazoa; Arthropoda; Branchiopoda; Diplostraca; Daphniidae
Product: trypsin-1-like
Exons: 7
Coding region: 133-1002 (289 amino acids)
Biological process (GO): proteolysis
Molecular function (GO): serine-type endopeptidase activity
Source: RefSeq, a predicted model, not a curated record